CUGUUUUUUUCGCGCACUCAAAAGGCGGCAUUCUGUCGCAUUGGUCGUGUUUUGUCCAGUCUUGUUAUAGUGUUUUACUCACCUUUCAUAUUUUAAAAAUUGUAAAUAUAUUGUAUAUUUUAGAAUAACGUAAUAAAAGUGAAUCGAAUUCAUUUGAAUACUAGACGAACCUGGUGCUACUUAGCUAGAAAAAAAUGAGCUCCGACUUGGACUACGAAGAACAGAAACUACUUCGGCGGAAGAAGAAAUCAUCGGAAGCUGGCAAUUUGCUGCAGCUGGCAGAAGUAUGUCUCAAACUCGGCGAGCUAUACAACGAUCGUGGCGAGCACCGAAAAGCCUUGAACGAAUUCAAACUGGUAGGGAAAGCGUAUAGCAAACAAAAUAUGGCAAUGGAAGUGGGUCGUGCGUAUCGGAUGGUUGGUGAAAUGUUUAUGCUUCUGGGAGAAUACGAGAAAGCACUUCAAUAUGAGGCGAAUUAUCUGGAAAUAGCCCAGCGAGAAGGAGACCAAGUAGAACAGCAGCGGGCGCUCGUUACGAUUGGCAGGACCCAUCUACUGCAAGGGCAGAGUUGCGAAGAAAAGGCUGAAGAUUCGCUGAAAGAAGCAGAAAAGGUUUUCCAAAAGAGUCUAAAGAUGAGUCGACAUUUGAAGGGUAUUCCCAGAAUAGAACAGAUGGAUAUGGAAGCCAGAUCGUUUCUUAAUUUGGGUGUUACCAAGGAACAUCAGGGACAGUUGAAUGUUGCUAUUAAUUACAUGCAAGACGCGAUUAAGAUAGCAAAGAAUAACGAACUGCAUGAGCUGCUACAUCUUUGUUACAUGUCUUGUGCUCUGAUGUUUCUAAAACAGGAUGAUUAUUCAAAAGCUUUAAAGAUUCUUAACGAAGCUCUAGAAGUGGCAUCAAGACUUCACAACAAGACAACAAAAAUGUGUGAAACCCUGUUAAUCAAAUCGGACGUUAUGAUUCGCAUGGGGGACUUCCAAAGUGCGCGGCAGUCAUUAAAGCAGGCAUACCGAUUGAAGACUCCUGUUGUUUCCGAUGCAGAGAGCAUAGAGCGUCAGCUGAAAAUUGUAGUAGCACUUUGCCGCAUUGAGGAUAAACUAAUCACUACUGACGACAAUGAUCAUGCUACGAAGAAACGCCUCUACGAACAGAUGGGUGACGGAUCCUGCAAGCUGGAAAAUUACAGUAAAGGAAUCGAUUAUUACCUGAAAAUGUUAGAUUGCGCUCGGCGCAACGGAGAGACCGACCGGGAGUUGGUUCCGAUUUAUGUGAGUUUGUAUCAGACGUACAAGGAUAAUAAGCAAUAUACGGAAGCUCUUGAAUAUCUUUGGAAAGAGCACGAUUUAAUAAAAAAUAUACCGAAAGAAGCUUUCAACACGUUACUUAACAUAGCGGAAGUUUACGAGUUGCAAGAAGAGUCAUACUUUGAAAUCGAGGACAUUUAUCGUCGUGCUCGUCAGGAAGCGAAAAAGCUUAAGUCGCUCAAGAGUGAAAAAGUAGCACUGAAACGCUGCAUAGCGGUGUUGAAGAAGCACGGUAUGGAUCUCAUGGUGGAAAACUUGGAAACGGAAGCCGCACAAGCUGGGAUUGAUUUGACCUCAUCUGAUGUCGAAAGCGACAGCGACACUGAACAGAAUGAGACGGAAACUUCGAUCGAGUUUCACAUUAACACGGAGGAAUUCGGAGACGAUGUGGAUCUGGCAGAGCUGUCCAACUCAGAGAACGAAGAUCAACCAAAAGCUAGCGAUGUACAGCCGGAAGCUAGGGCCACGAGGAAGCGGGGUACUUCUUUCAAGGUGCGCCGAAACGGCAAAGGAGAAACUCAAUUACAUCAGGCAUGCAUUAAUGGUAAUAUCGUUCUCGUACAGAAGCUUCUAGACCAGGGCCAUCCAGUUAACGUUCGGGAUAAUGCUGGUUGGCUUCCGCUUCACGAAGCUUGCAUUCAUGGUCACAAAGAAAUUGUCGAUAUAUUGGUGGAACGAGGGGCUCAUAUCAACGAUAAAGGAGGGGUCAAAUGUGAUGGGAUUACACCGUUGUAUGACGCGUGCUCCAAUGGAAACCUUGAAGUGAUAGAGCUUCUACUGGAUCGAGGAGCCAACUGUACUUUGCAAACCGAUUCUGGAGACACUGCUCUGAAUGUUUUGGAACAAUGGUUUAAAGCUAGUCAGACGAUGCUUCCGAGUGAGAUAAUUGCUUCUUACAAGAGCGUACGGGGCAGAAUUGAAGAAUGUUUCAACAAGGCAGGUAUCAAGUUGAAUGAGGCUUCCUCUAUGCCGGAAGCAAUCGAGGUAGAACCCUCUACAAGCGAGGGUCGGGCUAGUCGCAGACGAACAAAUCAACUCAGUCGGCCGAAUAGCGGCACGACGGAAAGAGAUGUUCAUUCGGUUAGCACAAGCAACAAAAAACCACGAAAUUCGCCCCGCGUUCGCCAUCGAGACGUCCUCUCAGACUCGUCUGAUUUAUCGUCAGAUUCGGACGACGGGAAAAAGGUAGACAACUCAGUUUCUUUACCCCUAGGAAGUUCUCGUUCAGCGUCAACCGGUCUUAACGAUUACCGCGAUGCAAUGCAGGUGCUACGGAAAGGUUCAACAGUCAGAGCGCAGAUAGUUUCCCCUUUAAAAGAUCCCAAUCCUGCUCCUGCGAAACGUCCCGCCUAUUUACAUCAGGACGAGGUUGAUGAUGACUGGCUAGAGGAUGAUCUUGGCCCCAAUUCCAAGCGGCAAAAAUUUUUCUCCGACACAAGUUAUACAAAAAAAUCACCCAUCCGAUCGGCUAAUCGAAGCUUUGAAAAAGAAGACAGCCCUCCCAUAUCUGAUGAUACAAUUACUACAACCGGCAUAGAUUACGAUUCGGAUGAUGGUUGUCAAAUGAUCAUGGAUAGAGUUUCGUUAGAGGAAGGUGAACCUUCGGCAGUCGAUGCCCAUCAGAUACUGAUGAAUGCAUCGGAAAAAAGCUUCUCCAAAAAGUCCUCUAGUCACCAGAGUGCGCGUCGGCAAUCCUCGUUUCACGAACCGGCAGAAUAUCAAGCGUCAUUGCUUGAAGUUGGAAUCAGUGUAUCUCCACGUUCGCCAAGUCCCCCGGCUGACGAGCUGGAGGAACAGACAUCACCGACGAAGGAUGAUGAACCGGUUGAAAAUAAGUCGCCCGUUAAGCUGCUACCGCCAAGCGUACUUCGGGUUGUCGUCGAAGGUGAGGUGAUCGAUGUGGACUACGAUGAAGAUCGUCUUACGGAGUUGAACGUGGAAUGGUUGAUCAACGAGGUUGCGCAGCAAUACGGACUAAAGCAUGGCAAGCGUCCACUUUUGAAGCUUCUCCGCCCAGACGGUGGUCUAUGUGUGGGUUCUGAUCCUCUGACCACACUUCUCGGUGGCGAUGAUACUGCUAUCAAUUCCUAUGUUAUAGAGUACCAAAAACUGCCAGCAGAGCAGUUUUUUAAUGACUAUUGUAACUAUCAUAAUCUUGAAUGUCCUACCGAAGUAAUGAAAGCCCUUGCAGUGAUGGAAUCUACAAAAAGCUUUAGUUUGCAGCAUAAUUUCUUCGAAGAUAGCCCUGAACAGUGGGCUGUUUUGUUUCAAGCUCUCGAGGACCAAGAAUGCCUUCGGGAGCUUUCUCUUAACGAAACUGAACUGUCGAAUGAGGACUUCAAGCAUUUGGCAUUGAAGUUAUCCUCCUUAAAAAAUCUCGAAAUACUAAAUCUUUCAAUAAACUGUAUCACUUACAUAGGCCUCCAGAGUUUGUCCUAUCUAGCAGAAAACAGUUCCAAUGUGCUGACCCGUUUGACCGAGCUGGAUCUCAGUCGAAAUCCGUUGAUGGACAAGAGCUUACUGGUAUUGACGGACGUGUGUCGGGAGCUGACACAGCUGCGAGUUCUGAGGUUGAAGUCCACUUCCCUAACAAAUCUGACGUUUCCCGCAAUACCAAUGGACAUUAGCCGGUUGCUGGUUUUUGACGUAUCGGAAAAUGAUUUAAACCAGAAGUCUAUCGAUUAUUUGUUUUCUGCUUGGAAUACAAGGAUUCUGAUCGAACUUAAUGUGCAGUCACUGGGGAAUCUAGAGGACUUUACAAGUUUGCUAAUUUUGACGCUUCAGACUAAAGAUUUCGAUAUGCUGCGCAUGGUAGAUCUAAGCGACUGCGACCUAACCGAUGACGUUUUCAGUACUAUCGUGUUCGCGCUGAAAAAAAGUGCGGAGAAACUGAUGCGUAUCGAUGCGUCGUUCAACAGUCAACUAACUAGAAAAAGUUUAAUUUUGGUAUUCGAUAGUUUCAGCGAUCGCUCGCUAGAGUUGGUGCGCUUUGAACAGAAUGCACUGGUGUUGGACGAUUGGAAGGAUGAUUUGUUGGAAGUUAUUGGUUAUGAUGAAAGCAAAUACUACCCGGGCCGAGUGGAACUUAUGGUACCGUUAAGAUUGACUGAAGAGGACAGAGUUGACCUGCGCAGUUCGUUGGAAUCAUUCUGGAGAACGAUUUGGCCGGAAAGAUAUGUGGUUGAGAUGGACGAGUGGACGGUGACGCUAAGUCAGAAAGAGAAGUUACGUCUAAAUAUACAGUGAAAGGUAAGAUUGAAUUAGUCUGAUAAGAAAGAUUAAGUGCUUUAACGUGACGCUCAGGGUUUUUCCUAGCUAUAGUAGGAUUUUAAGGGAAAGUAAGUAAUCGAAUUUUUCCUAAAUAUUGUGACCAACCGCAUCAAUGGUGAUAUUUUAAAAUUAUUUUUCGUAUGAAGUGUCACUGAAAAUAUAUUACUGUUUAUUGAUCGAAACUGUUAGAGUAGCGUAGAUAAAUUAAAACAAUUGUAUAAGAUUUUCCUAAAACCUAAUGCCCCGAAUGCUAUAUGGGAAAACCGUUGGUGUAAUUAAAAGGUGGUUUAGAUCGAGGUUAUAUCGGCUUUCGGAUCAACAAAUCAAACCUCGCCCAGCUUGUUAAACAGUACUUUAUUCGCAAAUCUUUGGAUAAACUUUUCAUUUAAUUAUACAUGGUUUCUGGUUAACCUUAACUAGUAUAUUUUUACUCUGCAUAUCUUUCUCUUUCAUAAGACACCAAAUCGAGUUUCGUUUAGGUUAAUUGUUUCAUGCUGAUCGAUUUUGCCCCGCUCAAGCUUUACCGUGUUAUUCUUUGAACUACUCUUAGUCUUAGUUUUUUUCCGCAAUUUCUCCUGUGGAUCAGUGAUCAGUGAACCACAUAAACGCCUUUCUCCAGUUCACUCUAUCUGUGCUAGGUUACCCUUGGCGUAGCUACCGAUUCUAUGUUCUCAUAUUUGUGACUCGUUUCUUCAAAGGUUGAUACUAUACAUUGCUUUACAAUUCCGUUUUGCUCUAUCUGAAUCAUUCAAACUUUUAGGAGGAAGUUUCAUAUUAAUCAUAUACAUGCUGAAGUUCAUUUUUGCUGCAGUAGUGUUAAAAAUCUACCUUUAAACUGCUCGGCAAAAACUCAUCAGUAACUUCCUAUAUUCCUAUUAAAUGAUGUGAUUUGGAUGAACAAGUGUGCUGUACUUUAAAGUGCUGAUGCUUUAUCAAACUUUUUAAUUGUCUCAAAAAACGUUGCAAUAUGUUUCGUUCACAGCAACAGUGAUUUAUUUGCUGCUCAUGUAUGAUAAUUGUCUCCAGGGUAAGUCAGUCCUUAAACAAUAGUUUGGUACUUACAAGUUUGUAAUAACAACAGCUGGUGAAUAUUCGGCGAACGAUGAUUUUUGCUUGUAUUGAACCGCCUACAGCUGUCUCCUACUGUCAAAAGUGAGCGUUAAA
Wyeomyia smithii (pitcher-plant mosquito) is the source of this 5738-nucleotide messenger RNA. RefSeq names its product tonsoku-like protein. NCBI's taxonomy places the organism in Eukaryota, Metazoa, Arthropoda, Insecta, Diptera, Culicidae. Bases 195 to 4550 code for a protein of 1451 amino acids. Gene Ontology annotation, molecular function: protein binding. The transcript has 5 exons. The record is from RefSeq and is a predicted model, not a curated record.